Impatiens glandulifera is the source of this 1223-nucleotide messenger RNA. RefSeq names its product calcineurin B-like protein 3. The record is from RefSeq and is a predicted model, not a curated record. Gene Ontology annotation, molecular function: kinase binding; calcium ion binding. The transcript has 10 exons. The coding region runs from base 346 to 1026 and encodes 226 amino acids. Gene Ontology annotation, biological process: calcium-mediated signaling. NCBI's taxonomy places the organism in Eukaryota, Viridiplantae, Streptophyta, Magnoliopsida, Ericales, Balsaminaceae.
AUAUAGCUAAGGGGAAAUCCUUAUCCUUGACUUCGCUAAACAUUAGCGGAUGAUGAUUAAGAAUUCAUAACUUCAAAUUACAGAAAUAAAGAUUGUAAAUUUGUAGGUGAUAGGCAGAUCCGUCGCCAACCAACGUCAUUGUUAUCGUGCAGGAAGAGAAGCAAGGUUACUUUUAAGGCUUUGUGGGAUAUGCUAUUUCUUAUUCUUAUUUGUGACACAAUUUGACCCUCAAUUUCCUGUAAGACAACUACAUAGAGGCUUGCAAUACGCCUGAGAAUUUCAACUUUGCACCAGAAACUGGAAAUGGUCAAAAGGCAUGGACUAUUUUGAUGCUGACCUGAUACCAUGUCUCAGUGUAUAGACGGGAUUAAGCAUUUAUGCGCUCCCUUCCUCAAAUGUUGUGAUCUUGAUUUGUACCGACCAUCUAGAGAUCUUGAAGAUCCUGAAAUUUUGGCAAGGGAGACAGUGUUCAGUGUAAGUGAAAUAGAGGCACUUUAUGAGCUGUUUAAAAAGAUUAGUAGUGCUGUGAUUGACGAUGGAUUGAUUAACAAGGAAGAGUUCCAGUUGGCCUUGUUUAAGACCAACAAGAAAGAGAGCCUCUUUGCUGAUCGGGUAUUCGAUUUGUUUGACACAAAACAUAAUGGGAUACUGGGGUUUGAAGAGUUUGCCCGAGCACUUUCAGUUUUUCACCCAAAUGCCCCUAUUGAUGAUAAGAUUGAUUUUUCCUUCCAACUGUACGAUCUCAAGCAGCAAGGAUUCAUUGAGAGGCAAGAGGUGAAGCAAAUGGUAGUGGCAACCCUUGCUGAGUCUGGUAUGAACCUAUCUGAUGAUGUCAUUGAGAGCAUUAUUGAUAAGACCUUUGAGGAAGCAGAUACAAAACAUGAUGGAAAGAUUGACAAAGAAGAAUGGAGAAGUCUUGUCCUUCGACACCCAUCUCUUUUAAAGAAUAUGACUCUCCAAUAUCUCAAGGACAUAACAACAACAUUUCCAAGCUUUGUGUUCCAUUCGAGGGUUAAAGAUACUUGAAUUUUUGGUUCAUUUUACAGGUCUAGUUUUUAUUUUGAUUUUGAGAAAGAGAGAGGAUUGAGGAAGUUUAACUUGUUUCUGUCUCCACAAAUAUCUAAUAUGUUUGAUUUGUCAAUUUCCACAUUUUGUCUAUAUGUUCUUGAAUAUGCAUAUUGUCAUUAGGUAGUAUUCAUUGUCAAUUUGUUGUGAUUUGCGGA